GUCAUCGAUUCAAUGGAGACAAUUAUUUGUUGUGGUCACGCAGCGUUCGUAUGUUCAUUGGAGGCCGUGGCAAGGGAGAUCAUCUCACCGGUACGGGUGAUGCUGCUCCUCUGGAAACCAGUCAUCCACAAUACAAGAAGUGGUCCAUUGAAAAUAACCUUGUGAUGUCUUGGUUGCUGAAUUCCAUGGUGCCUGAAAUAGCUGAAACAUACAUGUUGUGCUCCACAGCCAAGGAAAUUUGGGAUGGCGUGAAGGAAGCCUUCUCUAAGGAAGAUAACACAGCUGCCUUGUUUCACAUCAAGGGGAUUCUUCGUGAUCUCAAACAGGAGGACAAGGAUGUCACCAGCUAUUAUAAUUCACUCCUAAAAUUCUGGCAACAAUUGGAUCUUUAUGAUCAACAUGAAUGGACUACUCCAGCCGAUACUCUUCAGUAUAAGAAAAUUGUUGAACAAGACCGCACCUACAACCUUCUUUUGGGACUCAAUCCAAUCUAUGAUGGAGCUCGCAGCCGCAUCAUGGCCACUCGCCCUCUGCCAUCCUUGCGAGAAGUUUUUUCUGAAUUAAAGUGGGAAGAAAGCCGCAAAGUUUUGACCAAUAGCAUCCCAAAAGUUGAUGCACCUUUGGAAGCAGCAGCCUUUGUCUCUAGACCCAACAACGCAGACUCCAGACCUAGGCGAAAUGGUAAGCUCUGGUGUGACCAUUGCAACAGAACUGGGCAUAUUCGGGAUACAUGCUGGAAAAUCCAUGGCAAGCCAGCUGAUUGGAAGCCAAGACAAAACAGAGACUUUAAUCAUGUUGCUGCAGUUGUAGAAGAUGUUCCGCAAGCAAAAUCCGAAGGCCAUACAUUUACAAGGGAACAAGUGAUAGCCAUACAACGCAUGCUGCAAGAUUGCAAUAAGGACAAAUCUAAUCCCUCAUCUGAUAGUCAUCAAUCAGGAUUUGGCAUCGGGGAGGACGAUUGGCAGUGCUAGGGUCUCUAAUGGUUUAUAUCAACUUUACACAGCCGCGGUUAUGAAGACUCAAGACAGCACAUUUGCAGCAACUAGCAAUUUGAAUAAGGCUCUUUUAUGGCAUUUUAGAUUAGGGCAUCCAAACUUUCAAUAUAUGAAAAAGAUGUACCCUUCUUUAUUUAAUGAGAAUUCGAAUUUUCCUUCAUGUGAUAUAUGUCAACUUGCAAAACAAA
This is a messenger RNA of Gastrolobium bilobum, 1183 nucleotides long. RefSeq lists its product as uncharacterized. The record is from RefSeq and is a predicted model, not a curated record. Lineage: Eukaryota; Viridiplantae; Streptophyta; Magnoliopsida; Fabales; Fabaceae. The transcript is spliced from 2 exons. The coding region runs from base 51 to 971 and encodes 306 amino acids.